AUGCCCAUCAUUGCUUCGUCCACGUUCAACAAACGUCUGGUGGAGAAGGUACAAAAGUAUCGAUCCGAGUAUGCCGAAAGCCACUGGAAAGUGUGGUCACAAAUAGCGGCCGAAAUGUCGCAAGAAGACGGUAAAACAUAUGCGCAAGUGCAUUUAUCCAAACACUUUAGGAACAAGUUGAUUCCGCAUCUCGAUAGCUAUGCGUUGGACGAGGAACUGGUCAACCAGUUACAGUACCCCUAUUUGCGUAGGUCCUCCCGUAAUCAUGUCGAAGAAAAUCAACGUAAUUCGGAACAAUCUUCCAUGGACACAACUGGAGAAACGGUCGUUGAAAAGAUACCAUAUUGUGUUGAUGUCACACCGGCGCCUCUUAUAGUGUGUACUGACCUCUCACUUUCGUUUUUCACAGAUCCCCAUGAAAGCGAUGCUGCGGUCUUAAGCGAAGAAGAUAACGAUGCGAACGACGCAACCGACGAGCAAAUGGUUUCUUCGAGAGAUGAUCGGGUCAACAAAACCAACCUUAGCCGAGAGGUUGAGGAUCAAUCAGAACCAAGCACGAAGCGAAUCCGGUUGGACAACUCAAUCAAACAAGAGGUAGUUACGAAUACAAUCGGCCCACAAGAUGAUGUUAUUGUUCUCGAUACUUCAUCGGACGAAGAAAUUGAUGCAGAAAAUUCGGCCACGCCACACGCGAGGAAUUCGUUAUCCGCAGUCAUCACCGACCGUAUUCAUGGAAGUGUUAAUGAAAAUCAACAUAAUGCUGAACAUUCUUCCAUGGACACAACUGGAGAAUGUGACAAUUGGUGA
This is a messenger RNA of Anopheles bellator, 807 nucleotides long. RefSeq lists its product as uncharacterized. NCBI's taxonomy places the organism in Eukaryota, Metazoa, Arthropoda, Insecta, Diptera, Culicidae. The coding region runs from base 1 to 807 and encodes 268 amino acids. The transcript has 8 exons. The record is from RefSeq and is a predicted model, not a curated record.